AUUGCUAUCAGUUAGCAUAAGUAAACAAGUUGUUUUUCUCACUAUAAGUUCUGUUACUUUAUAGAAGGAAGGGUUCUCCUCUUUAAAGAACAUAUAUGGCUUCUGCUACACAAUUGACCCACAGGGGCAUCCAUUUGGCCCGAUUGUACAGAUCUUCUUGGUCUAAGCCCUUGUUCCGGAAUAUGGCAACAAAGCCUAUACUGUAUUCCUAUUGGCCUAGUUCGUGUUCUUGGAGAGUUCGCGUUGCGCUGGCAAUUAAGAAGAUUGAUUAUGACAUCAAGCCGACUUCUUUGCUAAAAACUGUCAGCGGACAUGCUUAUACGGAUGAAUAUAGGGAAGUCAAUCCGAUGCAAAAGGUUCCCUCUUUGAAGAUUGAUGGUCAUACCUUGUGCGAUUCGGUGGCUAUUAUGCACUACCUGGAGGAAACUCGACCUCAGCCAGCACUUCUGCCCGAAGAUCCGGUUAAAAGAGCCAAGGUCCGUGAAAUUGUGGAGCUCAUUUGCUCGGGCAUCCAGCCACUGCAAAAUAGUUCUGUCCUGGAUCAUAUAGGCAAGGAUCAGAGUCUGCAAUGGGCCCAACACUGGAUUGCUCGAGGAUUUCAGGGUCUCGAGAAGGUUCUUUCCCAAUCGGCGGGCAAAUUCUGUGUGGGAGAUGAGCUCAGUAUGGCGGAUAUUUGCCUGGUGCCUCAGGUGCGCAAUGCUAGGAGAUACAAAGCUGACCUGACCCCAUAUCCCACCAUAGUACGCUUGAGUCAGAAACUACAAGAACUUGAUGUUUUCAAAGCCACUCAUCCCAGUACCCAGCCAGAUUGCCCACCUGAAUUCGCAAAAAAAUAAUCAAAACUUAAGAUAUAUUAAAACCAACAUUGCAUUUAUAAGGAUACUUGAUAUUAAAUGGAUUUCCAAAAGCAACCAGCCCAAA
Molecule: messenger RNA, 921 nt
Organism: Drosophila mauritiana
Lineage: Eukaryota; Metazoa; Arthropoda; Insecta; Diptera; Drosophilidae
Gene: GstZ1
Product: probable maleylacetoacetate isomerase 1
Exons: 3
Coding region: 96-836 (246 amino acids)
Biological process (GO): glutathione metabolic process; L-phenylalanine catabolic process
Cellular component (GO): mitochondrion; cytoplasm
Molecular function (GO): maleylacetoacetate isomerase activity; glutathione transferase activity
Source: RefSeq, a predicted model, not a curated record